This is a messenger RNA of Batrachochytrium dendrobatidis JAM81, 4295 nucleotides long. RefSeq lists its product as uncharacterized. The transcript is spliced from 3 exons. Gene Ontology annotation, biological process: intracellular calcium ion homeostasis; calcium ion transmembrane transport. Gene Ontology annotation, molecular function: P-type calcium transporter activity; ATP hydrolysis activity; ATP binding. Gene Ontology annotation, cellular component: plasma membrane; intracellular membrane-bounded organelle. Lineage: Eukaryota; Fungi; Chytridiomycota; Chytridiomycetes; Rhizophydiales. Bases 1 to 4080 code for a protein of 1359 amino acids. The record is from RefSeq and is a predicted model, not a curated record.
AUGGCUUCUACCAACAACGAGCGUGACAAUAUGAAGCACAAUGACGGCUCUACCGAGCUUGUUGUGUCAGGCAUGGCGAACAGCUCUGAACCUCUAUCAACCCCUGAUGCUUCUAAAGCCAUUUCAACAUUUUCAGUCACUCCAGAGCGUAUGCUAGACUUGCUUGACCCAAAAAACCCAGAACUCUACUUAGAAUGGGGCAAAGCUGCAGGUCUUGCAAAAUCACUGCAAACGGAUCUCAAAAACGGACUUGCAAAAGAUUCGUCUUUACAUCAAGAUCGUUUAGACUUUUAUGGCACCAAUUCACUUCCCGAGCCAGCAUCUAAAAACAUUUUCCAAUUCAUGUGGGAUGCUUUGCAAGACAAGACACUGAUUGUUCUCUGCGUUGCUGCCUUUGUCGAAAUGGCUAUUGGCAUCUACAAAUUUAGAUUUGCUCCCAUUGGAAAGCGCGAUAAUCUCGGUUUGAUUGAUGGUGCUGCAAUUGUAGUUGCUGUGCUGAUUGUCGUUUUGGUUGGGUCCAUUAGUGACUACCGAAAACAAAAUCAAUUUCGUCAACUCUCUGAUUUCUCCAAAUCACUUUCUGAAACCAAGGUUGUUCGAGAUGGCGAGACUAUUUUUGUUCCAACCGAAGAUAUUUUGGUUGGUGAUAUUGUAAUGAUUGAGACGGGUGACAUUGUUGUUGCCGACGGUGUUUUGGUUGAAGGAUUUCAAGUAAAGACCGAUGAAAGUACACUUACUGGUGAGCCCAACUCGGUCAACAAGGAUUUGGCUCGUGAUCCAUUUUUGCUCUCUGGCACCAAAGUGGUUAAUGGUGUAGGUCGUAUGAUUGUCGUUGCCACGGGAAUCAACUCGCUUAAUGGUCGAUCUCUACUAGCUUUGGAAGUAGAGCCGGAAGCUACACCUUUGCAAGAAAAACUUGGUCGUAUUGCUGACAUGAUUGCAAAGUUUGGUGUAAUUGCUGCAUUUGGCAUGACUGUCGUUCUAUUGAUAUCAUACUUUGUGGCUUCUCCUCCUGCUGGAAAAGACUCGUUCCAAAUAUCGCAGGAUAUUGUUGCACUUUUGAUUUUGGCCAUUACAAUUGUUGUUGUUGCUGUACCUGAAGGUCUUCCUUUGGCUGUCACCAUUUCUCUGGCUCAUGCUACGCUCUGUAUGCUUAAGGAUAAUAAUUUAGUGCGUCAUUUGGCUGCGUGCGAAACUAUGGGUAAUGCCACAACGAUUUGCUCUGACAAAACUGGUACGCUUACUAUGAACAGAAUGACGGUUGUCGAAGGUGUGAUGCUCCAGGUUGAUUUUAAACAUGCCGAUAUUCCAGAAACAUUAAAAAAGAGCAUUUUUUCCAACGUGACGGUUGGGGCAGUUGAAAAACUGCUUGGAUUCAUUGCCAUGUCUCUUAAUGUCAACUCUACUGCCAGCGAGUCCAAAGACAAGGAAGGUGUUUUGUGCUUUAACGGAUCCAAGACAGAAGUUGCAUUGCUCGAGUUUACUCGACUUCUUGGAUUUGAAUAUCAAAAGGACAGAGAUACUGCCAAGCUUGUCGCGAUUCAGCCUUUUAGCUCCGAUCGUAAACGCAUGUCUUGCGUGAUGCGUAUUCCCGUCAAUUCGGACCUUGAAAAUCAGCUUGGACUUGCUCCUAACGAAAUGUCAUCUUCAGAUGCUACAACCAAGGACUGGGUUUGCAUUAAAGGUGCAUCAGAAAUUGUUUUAGGACUCUGUGAUCGUUAUGUAGAUGCUAAUGGCAAGGUCCAGCCUUUGACUGAACAAGACCGUGCUCAUUAUACGGAACUUAUUAGCUCUUAUGCCUCCAAUGCUCUACGUACCAUUGGUGCUGCCAUUCGUCCUUUGCAAAUAGAUGACAGGACCACGGCCAAUGGCAAGUCUGAUUUGAUUCCAAGUGGUGAUCAAGCCGAGGAGCAGGAACAGAGUAUUCCCGAUGACAGUAAUUUGAUUCUUAUUGGUAUUUUCGGUAUUCAAGAUCCUCUUCGUCCCGAAGUUCCAGCUGCUGUUGCUUCCUGCCAGUCUGCCGGCAUUGUUGUUCGCAUGGUUACCGGAGAUAACAUUCAGACUGCGCGUGCUAUUGCUCGUGGUUGCGGUAUUCUGACUGCCGACGGUCUUUCUAUGGAAGGUCCCAAGUUCCGUAUGCUCACUGAAGCCGAAAUGAACGAUGUUCUCCCUCGCUUGCAAGUUUUGGCUCGUAGUUCACCUCUCGACAAGCAAAUUCUUGUCAACAAUCUUAAGCGUCUUGGCGAAACGGUUGCUGUUACUGGUGACGGUACCAAUGAUGCACCUGCUCUUGCAGCAGCCGAUGUUGGAUUUUCCAUGGGCAUUGCUGGUACUGAGGUUGCCAAGGAGGCUUCCGACAUUGUGCUCAUGGACGACAACUUUGCUUCACUGGUCAAGGCUGUCAUCUGGGGUCGAUGUGUAUACGAUUCCAUUCGCAAGUUUUUGCAAUUCCAGCUUACUGUCAACGUUUCUGCCGUUUUGCUUACUAUUAUUACUUCGUUCUAUACCACUGUUUCUGGACCAAAAACUGUGGUGUCGGUUCUCAGUGCAGUCCAACUUUUGUGGAUUAAUUUAAUUAUGGACACUUUUGCUGCUCUUGCUCUUGCCACUGAUCCACCUUCGCCCGACCUGUUGAACCGUAAGCCAUCUAAUCGAUCCGAAUCCAUUAUUUCUCCAGACAUGUUUAAAAUGAUUGUUGGUCAGGGCGUUUAUCAGAUUGCGGUUUGCUUGGUGCUUUUCUUUUGUGGACCUAAAUGGUGGGGAACUCAUACUGGCUCUAUCGAUGAAAUUGAGGCCAUCAAGGAAACUGGUGUUGAUAUUACCACCGCCUCGAUCAUCUUCAACUCGUAUGUAUUCUGUCAAGUAUUCAACGAAAUCAAUUGCCGCUCUAUUACAAGCGCUGAAAAAAACAUCUUUAGAGGCUUUUUCGCAAACAAAAUGUUUCUCGGUAUUCUCGCCCUCACCAUCUUCUUGCAGGCCAUCAUCAUUCAAUUUGUUGGUGUCAUUUUCAAAACUAGUCCGAAUGGCUUGACCGGCGUUGGCUGGGGAAUUUCUCUUUUAGUUGGUUCGGGAAGUCUUAUUGUUGGAUUUUUAGUCCGUUGUCUUCCUGAUUUCCCACUUCCAAAAUUCUUGUAUCCUACUCAGCCCAAGAAAACUGGUCGUGGCGUCGAUGGUUCUAUUGUCGAUACUCCUGUCACUGUCACGGUUACCAAACCCAGCUUGGACGGUUUUAGACCUGACGGUACUGCUGGUGCUAUCAUGCCGGCUUCCGACAAGGACAGCUAUACCGAAAAGCUUAUUGUUACUGGAGCGGAUAUACCCGUAAAGAUUCAUGGUGAAGAAAAGGAGGAGUUUGGUGCUCUUGCUAUUGGAGACUCUGAUCAUUUGAACUCGGUGACUGAGCGCAACAACAGUCGCCAAUUAUGGAAUUCGGCCAUUAAAAAGACUCGUAUACAACUUCGCGUUGUUGGUCACUUUACAGCACCAGCGGGCAGCCGUGUCCGCGCCAUGUCUUCUGGAAAGUAUCAUUUUACUUCUACUGCACCACCCGAACUUUCUUCUACGUUUGGGUCGCUUCAUCUUCCUGCCACUUCAGCAACGCCAAGCGGCGUUAGCAUGCGCUCACCACCUUUGGAUUCAACCUUCAAUACAGCUUCAGCUUUCUUGUCACCUGGAAUGGGAGGUUCCAAGAUUGAUUCUACAACUGCAGAUUCUGCAGGGGCAGAUGGUAAGCAAGGAUCGUAUUUCUUGGACAAACACACAGCGGAACAUUCCGCUACUCAAUCUGCAUCCACUGCACCAACAUCAUCCUCAUCACAAUGGCUGACUGUUCGUGAUCUUGUCCGAACUGUGUCAGUUGUCAAUGCGUUCCGAACAGGCCGUUCCAAACGUAUUGAUUUUACAACCCUUCAAGUGGUCGAUGUCAACUCUAUUCGUCGCACUCGUGCCAUACAUGCUCGUCAAAUGAUUGCAUCCCGUGCAUCGCAUCUUCCUCCAAAUAGCCGAGCUCCCGCAGUCAAGAGCUCCAUUGAUGCUGGAAGCAAUUCUGGCAGCGUCAGUGGAUCCAAUCGACUAGCUUGAGAAAUGGAAGGAGAAGCAGCAACUUGUCUAGUUUUUAUUUUCAUAUCUUUUUAGUCUUAUUUUUCCAAUCAUCCAGUUACUUGUAGCUAUUCUACCAUUUCUUAUAAAAAGGACUUUUUGAUCCAUGUUUUUAUAAUGGAGUAUAUUUAGUCGUAUUCACGUAAAAUGGAACACUAGAAAAGGAAUCGAUGCAUAAUAAAUAGUUUCCUGAAAUG